UUGGUUCGCUGUCAAGGCUUUUAUUUUGAAAGCAGCGACCGGAAAUAGCGCUAGCUUGUGUCGCCUGGCAGUGUUAAGCAGGUCAAUAUUAACACCGGUUCAAUUCUUCUCCUCUUGCUCCUUGCUCUUGUCACACUACAAGCUGGGAGGAUAUAUUGUCUCGCGAACGUUAGCUGGCGGAUUGAAUGGAAGAAAGCGAGAUAAGGAGCCGAGCCGAUCCGGGCCAGUCCAUGCCAGGUCGACACACGAGAGACAGCAGCACCCAGACUGACAGCAGGCUCCAAGGUCAUGGCCCCAGGCUAUCAAAGGUAAACCUGUUUACAUUGUUGAGCUUGUGGAUGGAGCUGUUCCCACAGGAGCAACCUGAAGACGAUGGCCACAAUGAGAUCCGCGGGAUGGGUCUGGUGGUGGUGCGGGACAGUAAGGUGGUGGGACUCCACUGUUCAGGACCCGAGCUCCACGCAGGACAGGCAGCCAUCAUCCAGCAUGGCGCCGGCCUGGCUGACUGUCAGCUGUACUUCUCCAGGAGACCCUGCGCCACCUGCCUGAAGAUGAUCAUCAACGCCGGAGUCAGUCAGAUCUCCUUCUGGCCCGGAGACCCUGAGGUCAGCAUGCUGAGGUCCGCCUCUGCAAACCAUUCAAACUCCCACUCCCGCAGUCCACCGGACGGCAUCACGGAGGACGCGGCGCUGGACGCCGUGGCUACAGAGAAGCUGAAAUCCAACAGCCGUCCCCACAUCUGCGUGCUGCUGCAGCCGCUGGCUCCCGGCCUGGCGCAGUUUGUUGACGAGACAUCCAGAGAGUGUGAUUUUAUGGAGAGGGUGACAGAUGAUGAACCAGGGCUGAACAAAGAGGAGCUCUUCAACAGAGAGCGAGUGAGACACCUGAAGGAUUUCUCCAGACACCUCCUAGUCAGGACGUCCCAGCUGCACAGAGAGAUUUUGACCCACAUGGGUCUGGAGAACUUCUGCGUGGAGCCGUACUUCUCCAACCUGAGGAACAACAUGAGGGAGCUGGUGGAGGUUCUGGCUGCGGUGGCCGCCGGCGUGCCGCAGCAACACUACGGCUUCUACAGGGAGCAGCAUUCGACCCCUGAGCCAUCACCGGCCACCACCAAGACCUCGCUGCCUCCACGUCACGAGGGACUAUCCCAAGAAGUGGUUCGCCAUUGCAUCAUCCAGGCCAGGCUGCUGGCUUAUAGAACAGAGGACCCCAAAGUGGGUGUGGGUGCUGUCAUCUGGGCCAAAGGACCUUCGGCUGGCAGUGAUGGAACCGGGUGUCUGUACCUGGUGGGUUGCGGGUACAAUGCCUACCCAGCGGGCUCCCAGUACGCAGAAUAUCCACAGAUGGACAACAAACAGGAGGACAGACAGAGACGCAAAUACAGAUACAUCAUUCACGCAGAGCAGAACGCCCUCACCUUCAGGAGUCGACACAUCAAACCGGAUGAGCCCACCAUGCUGUUUGUCACUAAGUGUCCAUGUGACGAGUGCAUCCCUCUGAUCAGAGGAGCCGGCAUCACACACAUCUACACCACAGACCAGGACAGGGACAAGGACAAGGGAGACAUCUCCUACCUGAGGUUCAGCAGCCUGAAGAACAUCAGCAAGUUCAUCUGGCAGAGGAGUCCUUCAGGUUGCUCAGCAUCCUCUCCUCACCGAGCCAAUGGUUGUGUGGGGAAGCACAGCAGGCAGGCUGAGCAGGAGAGCCACAGCACGAAGAAGCUGUGCACCAACAGAUCCCACGACUCGCCUACAGUCAGCUGAACAUCAGCUGCGGACUGAUGGACCUACACGUAAAUGGAC
Messenger RNA from Epinephelus fuscoguttatus (brown-marbled grouper), 1805 nucleotides. RefSeq names its product cytidine and dCMP deaminase domain containing 1 (gene cdadc1). The transcript has 11 exons. NCBI's taxonomy places the organism in Eukaryota, Metazoa, Chordata, Actinopteri, Perciformes, Serranidae. Gene Ontology annotation, molecular function: hydrolase activity; zinc ion binding. The record is from RefSeq and is a predicted model, not a curated record. Bases 186 to 1766 code for a protein of 526 amino acids.